Molecule: messenger RNA, 1576 nt
Organism: Lineus longissimus
Lineage: Eukaryota; Metazoa; Nemertea; Pilidiophora; Heteronemertea; Lineidae
Product: proteasome subunit beta type-4-like
Exons: 6
Coding region: 20-736 (238 amino acids)
Cellular component (GO): proteasome core complex
Source: RefSeq, a predicted model, not a curated record
CGACGACCAUAACAGAAAAAUGGCAACCUUUCAAGAAUUCGGGAUUUCACCGGCUCUAAAAAUGGGCAAACAACACACUAUGAACCCCAUGGUGACUGCAACGUCGAUGAUUGGCGUAAAGUUCGAUGGGGGUGUGAUGAUGGCCGGUGAUAUGCUGGGUUCUUAUGGCUCCCUUGCUAGAUACCGCAAUUGUCCUCGUGUGAUGAAGGUGAACGACUCAACCAUUCUAGGAGCGAGCGGUGAUUAUGCAGAUUUUCAAUUCCUGCAGGAGACAAUUAAACAAAGAAUUGUUGAUGAAGAAUGUCUUGACGAUGGCUUCACCUACACGCCCAGAUCUCUCCACUCCUGGCUGACACGCAUGUUAUACCACCGCAGAUCGAACUUUAACCCGUUGUGGAAUACGAUAGUUGUGGGGGGGAUCCAGGACGGUACACCGUAUCUUGGAUAUGUUGAUAAAAUCGGCACAGCAUACACGGGUAGUACCAUAGCAACCGGUUACGGCUCCUACAUUGCACUGCCUUUGAUGCGAGAUGCGGUCGAAAAGAAUCCAAACAUGAGUGAAGCCGAGGCGCUUAAACUCAUCGAUGACUGCAUGAAAGUACUUUUUUACCGCGAUGCUAGAUCAUUCAAUAAGUAUCAAGUAGCAAUCUGCACGGCCGCUGGAGCAAGAAUCGAAGGACCGAUAUCAUCGCAGACAAACUGGGAUGUAGCAAAUGCUUCGCAGGUACAAGAUUAAUGACUGCUUAUUCCAAAGUGGAGAACGUCGAGAACUAUUCAGAACGCUGAAAGGUUUUUUUCGUAGAAUGGAUUUCGACACUGUCUUCAAUUCUGAGGAGAAAGACUUGAAUGGAACAAUGUUUUUUUAAAAAAAAACUUUAUAUGCAGAAAUGUGCUGAAAAGUCUGGAAACUGGAGUAUCACUUAUAUUUGAAUGGACAUAAAAGGAUGGGGCUGCUUGGAAAGAAUUCUGAAGAAAUUCUGUUACUGUAAACAAGAUAUCUCUGCGGGCAUUUGAUCUUAACAAUCAUUCAAGUUGAUAUGAUCCGCAAAAUUACCAAGCAAAUUGCAUUUUUGUCAAUACAUUGUGGAUUGUGGAUUAGUUCUGGAAAUCUAUGCUCGCAAAUUGUAAAGUUUUGCAGUAAAAAGUGGGCAAACGCAGUAAAUCUGUUAUUGACCUCACUCUAAGGUUGUCUCGCCACACAACAGCUCAUUCAUGUUUGGCUCACCGUAGGGGAGUCGAUACAUUACCGCUGCGUCUGUCGUCGUUGUCUGUAUCCUGUUUUAAAAACAGUGGCACGUAUCUGAACCACUUCAGCGAUGAACUGUUCUCCCCUUAUCGACUGCAAAUGACAUGCAAUAACAUUACCCGAGGUGAGCACAAGUGUCCUGGACCAUUUCAUCACGUUGAACAUGAAAAUCCCCAACCUAAGUGAAAAAAUGUUUCUUUCGAUUUCAAACCAUUUUGAGAUGAUCUUGUAAGGAAUGGUCAUAAUCAUAUAUGUAAAAUAGAUUUACCUGAUACUGAUAGUGAUGUGACCAGACAGACUUGCUAUUUAUCAGUAAUAAAAAGUUAUAAA